AAGAAACUAACCUUACUUAAUAAACGUCAACGUCAGAAUUAUUUGCGAAAUUUGUUUUGAAUGCAAAUUACUGGUGAUUUGCGUUAAUAAACGUGUUAAUUAUGGCGGAUUAUUUCGGAGAAAUGGGCUGGACGCCUUUGGAAGACGGCCAAGCGCCCGAUCAUUUUUUACAUUUCGCCCGAUUGCUCAGAGAUUUCAAUAUGUUCGACGAAUUGAACGCCAUGAACGGGGCCAAAUUGGCCCCUCCCGCGUCCAAAAGCGCCGUCGAAGCCCUACCGGACGAAAGCGUCACUGCGAAAGAUUCGCAAUGUCCGGUUUGUUUGAAAGAACAUGUACAGGGUGAAACUGCUAAGAAAUUACCUUGCGGGCAUUUGUACCACAACGAUUGCAUCUUGCCUUGGUUAUCGAAGACGAAUUCGUGUCCAUUAUGUCGCCACGAGUUGCCCACAGAUGAUGAGGAUUACGAGGCGUGGAGAAAGGAGAAGAAGCGAGCCAAAGAAAGGGAGAUUGAUAUAGAAAAUCUGCAUAAUUCUAUGUUUUCUUGAGAAAUUUUGAAUGUUAUAGGGUUUUCUAUCGUUUUUUUCAUGGUGAAAGAAGGGAAUCGUUCAAAAGGGAAAAGGAAAUCGCCAUUUUGAAGUCAUUACAUUUUAUAAAAAAUACAUUAAUUAUAGCUAAAACGACAUCAAAUACGAUUAUGUAUGGAAUAUAUUCUACAAUA
This is a messenger RNA of Phyllotreta striolata, 718 nucleotides long. NCBI's taxonomy places the organism in Eukaryota, Metazoa, Arthropoda, Insecta, Coleoptera, Chrysomelidae. The record is from the annotation of a GenBank genome assembly.